GUGGAGUUGUGUGAGUGGCAGCGGUAUCAGAAUCAGGAGCAGGAGGAGAAUUGGAAGUUGCAGCUUAAUCCCCUCCCUCCCUGCCUUCCUUCCCCACCCAGUUGACGACGAUCUGUGGCGAUGAGGGAGGAAGGCCCAGGGAGGGAGCAAACGGAACUGGGCGCCGUGGCGGCGGAGAUCACGGGGUUCGGCGGAACUGGGAAUCCCACGUCAGUCAUGGCAACGCAAUAAUCUCUGCUGCUGAAACGCACUGCCAUCACAGAUUCCAACCUCAUUGCCCCCCCGCGCUCCAUCGUCGUCGUGUAGUCACGGCUCCUCCCGAUGCGUGUGCGUUACCCUUCCAUCCAUCUGGCGUAAGGCCGGGACUUUGCUGACCCUUCUCCUCCUCCUCCUCCUCGCCAGCAUCGCCUGUUACCAGUGCUCACGAAGAAGAGGAGCAAUGUAGCACCAGCCUGGUCCAGCCUGCCCUGCCCUGGCAUGCCCACUCGAUGGAAUGCGACAACUCGCUGCUCAUCCCCCACCCCCUCCUUCCCUCUGCUACUGUCCCUACUGUCGUUGCUGUGUUACCUAUCACCCGCUGUGCUGCUGCUGCUGCAGCGCGUUGCCUCUACUGCACCCCAAUUGAAGCUCAGCUCACGCUUGUGUCUACCAGAGUAGACCAUAACUGGCUCGUUUAGUUCAAUCUCACGAUUGCUGGUGUGACGGUGCGGACUUGGGUUGGUGGGAUUCGGAGAAUUGAGCAUUGCCUGGUGGGCAUUGGCCAGAGACGUACACUGUAGUCUUUCAGGCGCGGUUUCGGUGAAGGAUGCGAGGGUUUCAGUGAGGCUUUGUUGGAGCGAAGAGUCAUUGUUUUGGUUCGAUACCGUCAGGACGGCGGCGAGAGUAUGUGCAAUGAAAACUAAACAUGGAAGGAACUGGGUUCUCCGCGUUACCGUUCUAGUUUUGUGCUGCGUCUUGGCGGCAGUAGGGGCGCCCGACGAUGGUGCUGUAUUGCAGGACUUUCUGAAAGGGGUUGCAAAUGGUGCGAGCCUGGGGUGGACUGGGACGGACUUUUGUGCAGGAUGGACUGGGGUGGUCUGCUCCGGCGGCAACGUUGUGCAGCUACGGCUACGCGAAGCAGGUCUCGGGGGGACGGUCACGUCUACUCUCAAUCAGAUGACGGACUUGACGUAUCUGGAGCUCAACGGCAACAGCUUCACAGGUGCAAUGCCGUCCCUCGCAGGCAUGGCCAACUUGCAGAACAUAUUCUUGCACCAGAACAACUUCACCAGCAUCCCGGGAGAUUUCUUCCGAGGGUUGACAAACGUCGUCAAUUUGUACAUCGACAGAAACUUGGGUUUGAAUGGGACUGCGGGAUGGACCAUCCCUGAGGAUAUCACUGCGUCCACGAAGCUCACGAAUCUCUCUGUGGCUUCGACCAACCUGAACUCUCUUCCGGAGUACCUCGGCACCAUGGCGAGCCUGCGCGUCCUGUUGGCAGCCUACAACAACAUCCCGUCUAUUCCAGCGUCUUUCGCUGGGUCUAACAUUGAAGUGCUGCAAGUGAACAAUCAGGCGGGGAUGAAAGGCACUAUGGCGCCAUGCGGGGCAAUGCCGGCGUUGAGGGUCUUGUGGCUGCAGGUGAACCAGCUUACAGGUCCCAUACCCGAUGGCCUCGCCGCCUCCACAGGGCUUUCGGAUCUUCGUUUAAACGACAACCGUCUCCUUGGGCAGAUUCCUCUUGAUCUGGCCAAGUUGCCGCUCACAACAGUUUUCUUGAAGAAUAACUUUCUCAGCGGCCAGCUUCCUUCUUUCCCAGUUGUGCCGACCUUUGACGAUGUCGAUUUCUGCUCCACCGAUGGCACGCAAUGUUCUGUCGAGGUCGCAGCGUUGAUACAGUUCCUGAAAGGUGUUGGCUAUCCUCAGUCCAUUUCUGAGGCCUGGACCGGAGCAAACCCGUGUGGGUGGAUCGGCAUAGGGUGUUCUGGAACUAGUGUUGUCAGCAUUUCUCUUGCGUCUUCCGGUUUGACGGGAACCAUUUCGCCGUACUUAGCAAACAUUACUACGUUGAAAUCAAUCCUCCUAAACAACAACACUCUUACUGGGUCUGUACCUAAUCAGCUCACCACCUUGCCAGAUCUAGUUACCCUCGAUAUAAGAAAUAACAAUAUUUCCGGCGAGAUCCCCAAGUUCCGACCUGGAGUCACCUUUCAGAGCUCAGGGAACCCUUUUCUCGGUACCGUUCUACCACCCACCUCUCCGUCUCCAGGAACGCCCGGCGCUACUCCUAAUACCCCUGGCGGCGCCAGCUCCUCAUCCUCAUCUUCGACGUCGGUGGGUGUCAUUGUGGGUGCUAUUGUUGGAGCCCUAGCUUUGGUUACUGUUGUUGCACUUUUGGCAUUCUGCUUUUUCAGGCGAAAGAAGAAGAAGAAGUACUCGGCGCUAAUACAAGGACAGAACACGGUUGUGCAUCCGCGAGGAGACUCGGGCUCGGAUCCCGAGCUGGGCAAGACAUUGGCAGAGUACCGCGCCAAUGACGGCACGAGAACUAACUACAGCGGUCCCAGCGACAUGCAGGUGGGUGAGGGUGACAGCCUCGGAACCUCUUACGAAAUCCUGCGAGAUGUGACUGAAGGUUUCGCCGAGAAGAAUGUGCUCGGGAAGGGAGGCUUCGGAGUUGUCUACAAAGGAACAUUCCCCGAUGGCACAAUGGUCGCAGUUAAAAGAAUGGAAGCCGCUGUGAUGAGCAAUAAAGGGCUUAAGGAAUUCCAGUCAGAGAUUUCGGUGUUGUCGAAAGUGAGGCACAGAAAUCUCGUAGAGCUCAAGGGAUACUGCGCGCACAGGAAUGAGAGGCUCCUUGUGUACGAGUACAUGGCACAGGGCACUCUAGCCCAGCACCUCUUUGAGUACCAGGCCAUGGGUGUGAGACCGCUAGAGUGGACGAGAAGGUUGAGCAUUGCCCUGGAUGUUGCGCGGGGGUUAGAGUACCUUCAUGGAUUGGCGCACAAGAGCUUCAUACACCGCGAUUUGAAGCCAUCCAACAUUCUACUGGACGACAAGUAUGCUGCCAAGGUAUCGGACUUCGGUCUUGUGAAGCUGGCGCCUGAGAAUAACUUCUCUGUCGAGACGAGGCUGGCGGGUACCUUUGGGUACUUGGCUCCGGAAUAUGCAGUGACGGGUCGUGUGACCACAAAAGCGGACGUCUUUAGCUUCGGCGUUGUUUUGAUGGAGAUGAUGACUGGUAGGAGAGCUCUAGAUGAGACGGAGGCUGAGGAGAACAUGCACCUCGUCACGUGGUUCCGACGAACCAACACUAGCCCAGAGACGUUCGCCAGGUGCAUCGACCCAACCAUCACCAUGACCGAAGAAACCCUCAAGAGUCUCAACGUCGUAUCAGACCUAGCGCUUCAGUGCACUGCCCGGGAGCCGUAUCAGCGGCCAGACAUGGGCCACGCAGUGAACAUCCUGAAACCUUUGAUAGAGCAGUGGAAACCUGCGAAAUUCGUCGGAGAGGGUAGUGAAGAAAUAGACCUACAGCUCACGUUACCGGAAGCUUUGAAGCAGUGGCAGGAUUUGGAAAACGAUUCUUUCUGUGGGGUGGAUGACAGCAGGGCAAGUAUCCCUCAAAAACCUCUCGAUUUUGGUACUGCAGUUGAUGGACGGUGAUGUUCUCACCUUUGUUGGUCCAAAGUAGAGCAUCUAGUCGGAGCCAGGCAGGUUAAGCCAAGUGAAUGCAUCAAGUGGAGAUUACUUGGGAGAUUAGGAGGAGUUUUGCGUUUUCGUCAUCAGGCACUCCAGACUUGUAGAUGGCGGCUGUAGUUUCUCUUUCAUAGCUUGGUGUUGUGUGGAUUGGACACGAUGCACCCUGAGGCAAAGCCACAGUUUAUUUAGUUUUUUCUAACUUUUAGUUCUUAGUUUUUUAGUUUUCUUUGGGGGGCUUUCUCCAUUUCACUCUUCAUGAUACCUCAGUUUUGGACAGGUCUGUUUUGGCAAAUGUUGCAGCUGCAGGGCAAGACUGUACAUUAUUAUUCCUCAGUUGUAACACGAUUUGGGUUUUCAUGGUUGCUCUCCCUCGCCAAA
This is a messenger RNA of Physcomitrium patens, 4059 nucleotides long. NCBI's taxonomy places the organism in Eukaryota, Viridiplantae, Streptophyta, Bryopsida, Funariales, Funariaceae. The record is from RefSeq and is a predicted model, not a curated record.